This is a messenger RNA of Strongylocentrotus purpuratus (purple sea urchin), 2773 nucleotides long. RefSeq lists its product as uncharacterized. The transcript has a single exon. Bases 469 to 1245 code for a protein of 258 amino acids. Gene Ontology annotation, biological process: retrotransposition. The record is from RefSeq and is a predicted model, not a curated record. Gene Ontology annotation, molecular function: single-stranded RNA binding. Gene Ontology annotation, cellular component: ribonucleoprotein complex. NCBI's taxonomy places the organism in Eukaryota, Metazoa, Echinodermata, Echinoidea, Camarodonta, Strongylocentrotidae.
UAGUUGAUAGUUAGGUGGACUCGUGUUUAUCGCGCCUAAAAGAUCAAUUAAAUUUCAUUUUGAAUGUGAUAUUGCCAGGAUAAUGUUAAGGUAAAGGACUGGAUUAGUUUGUGAAGGUAUGUACAGCUGGAUUCAUCAUGCAUUUUCUGGAAUAUGAUCGUCAUUUCUGAAGAUCAUUCUGAGUGAAACAUACAGUUGGAUACUUAGGUCCCAUCUGCUUACUUUUGAGUCGGUAUAUUCUAUAUACCAGCUCUGUUGACUGACAAUGUUCUACUGUCGUGCCUUUUUUGUGUGCAACCAUCUGGAGAUCUAAGUAUUGUGAUGCUUUAAUCUGAUUAACUUAACUAUUGUAUAUAGCAGUAAUCCUAUUACUGGUUCUUUAUAUACUGAUUACACUGCACCAUUUGUUACCAGAGUUACCAGAGCUUCUUUACACUCGCCUAUUCAACAAGUCUGUUCUCUUGAAUCAUGCCACCAAAAACAAGGAAGAUGGCUCCCCAGCCUGAGGAAACCCAUGAUGUAUGUGAUCAGAUAAGUGAUGAGGUCAGAGAGUAUUUCAACAGCCAAGGAUUUAAAGACUUGUUUCAGACAUCCCUUGUUGAAGGUGUGACAAGGGAGUUACACCAUCUUCGUGAUCGACUGGAACAAACAGAGAGUAAGGUAAUGGAUCUGGAAAAUGCGCUCCAGUCACAAGCUUCCAUUAUAACUUCACUACAGAAAGAGCAAACUUCUAGAUCUGAAGUUAUCAAGUCAUUGAGAACCAAGUUGAAUGAAGAAGAACAGUACUCAAGGAGGAACAGUCUACGAUUAUACGGCAUCCCAGAAAAGGACAAAGAGGACACCGACGCAGUGAUGAUAAAUCUUGCAAACAAAGAUCUUGGUGUAAAUCUGAAUCUGGCCGAUAUUGACCGCUCACAUCGUGUUGGUACCCCGCGUCAUGAUAAGAGACCAGGAGACAAGACGAAGCCUCCACGACCCAUCAUCGUCAAGUUCUCUACUUAUCGUGCUCGCCAUCUAGUGAUCAGGAACAGGAAACGACUUAAAGGGAAACACAUAGGAAUUGACGAAGACUUGACAGCAGCAAACAGAAUGUUGCUUCAAAAAGCAAAGGAUGAAGUGAAACUCAACACAAAUGCAAUUGCCGCAUGGUCCACAGAUGGCAGAGUGACUGUUCUAGUGAAGGCCACGAACGGAGGUUCGGUAAGGAAAAGAAUACACUCAGUGACUGAUCUUAAGAAAAUAUGAAAAUAUUGUCAUGUAAAGCGUAAACAGGUAAAUGCUGAGUUAAUAUACAUUUAUGCUCAUAUCAGUAGACUAUAUCACUCAAUGUAGUGAAACCAUAUUCAGCUGAUGAGAAAUAAUGCGAAUACCAUGUACUAGUCAUAAUAUCCGCUUGUACUACCGAUACAUUAUAUUAUAUUGCAGACUUUUCCGUUUUUGUUUUUGAUAGGAUAUAGUUUAACGUACUAUGUUGUGUACUUGUAUUUUAUGUAAUAGGCAGAAUUCUACAACUUGUGAUAAUUGCUCUCUUUGCAAUCGAAGCUCAAGAGAGUAUAAAUCUUUAGCUACUACAUUUAAUGAAGAACUUCUUCCGGAUAACAAAGUUUAUACUCCUGAUGAAUUUUAUGAAUCUACUAAAAAUUUCGAUACUUGUUCUACAGUGACUUUAUUUCAUUUUAACUGCCGUAGUUUAAAGCGCAAUUUUGAUAAUUUCUUACAAUGUGUCCAAACAUUUUCCAGACCUAUGUCAAUAAUUGGGGUCACUGAAACAUGGCUUAAGAGUGAUGAUGAUGAUAGCUAUUUUUCUCUUCCCCAAUAUUCCUUCCUAAGUAAUCCUCGACAAGGAAAAAGAGGGGGAGGCGUAGGAGUAUUUAUUCAUGACAAAAUAAGAUUUAAAAGAAGACCAGAUUUAGAUGUGUUUACUAAUGCUGUUGAGAGUAUUUCCAUUGAGGUAUAUAAUAAAGUACAGAAUUAUAUAGUUCUUGUUAUGUAUAGACCACCACACCAAGGAGUACAAUCUUUUAUAAAUGAUACACAAGCACCGCUGAAUGUUAUUAUGAAUGAGAAAAAGGAGAGCAUCAUUAUGGGUGAUUUUAAUGUUGAUCUAUUGAAACUUGAUGUUAUUUCACAUGUUAAUGAAUUCAUUGAUAACUUUAUUUCACUUUCUUACUUACCACAAAUAAUCAAGCCAACCCGAAUAACCUCACAUUCUGCGACUACUUUGGAUAAUUUCUUCUGUAAUAAUCCAGAAAAGGUUAAGCUGAGUGGAAUAAUUUUAACAGAUGUCAGUGAUCAUCUUACUCCUUUUAUCAUGAUUUCAUCUCAACCUGAUACAGAUGAUCCUCAAAUAGUUUACUCAAAACGUGACUUCAGUGAUGUUCACAUCAAUACAUUUUGUUCAAAAUUACAGUCUGUGAAGUGGGAAUUUUUAGAUCGUCUUGAUGAUGUUAAUCAGAAGUAUGAAAGUUUUCUUGAAAUAUAUGUGAAAUUGUAUAACGAAUGUUUCCAAAAGGUAGAGAUGAAAAGAAAGAAACAUGCAAAUGUUAAACCUUGGAUUACAAUAGAAAUUAAGAAAAUGAGUAAACAUAAAUAUAUUUUAUACAAAAAAUAUCUUAAAAAUCCUACGACAUAUCGCAGAGCGACUUAUGUCAAUUUUAGAAAUAGAUUUAAUAACUUGAUACGUGAUACAAAACGUAAAUAUUAUGAUAAUAAGUUUAAGGAUGUAAUGAACAAUGCAAAGAAAACAUGGAAUGUUAUAAAUGAAGUUUUGAAC